This is a messenger RNA of Camellia sinensis, 1517 nucleotides long. Its product is annotated as protein BRASSINAZOLE-RESISTANT 1. The record is from RefSeq and is a predicted model, not a curated record. NCBI's taxonomy places the organism in Eukaryota, Viridiplantae, Streptophyta, Magnoliopsida, Ericales, Theaceae. Gene Ontology annotation, biological process: brassinosteroid mediated signaling pathway; DNA-templated transcription. Gene Ontology annotation, molecular function: DNA-binding transcription factor activity.
CUCACCACAAACACAACACACAUUCAUAACAGAGGAGAGAGAGAGAAGAAAAAUAGAUUCUUCUAUACUUCCAACGCAGUAAAACGUAUUCCGCGUGACUACUUUCCUGUCUCCCUCUCUGUCUCUCUGCGUGUGUUUAUAUGAGAGACAGUGUAUGUUGUUAGAGAGAGAGAGAGAGAGAGAGAGAGAGCGGCAGAUGAUGAGGGAUGGAGAAUCAUCAUCAGGAGGAGGAGGAGGAGGAGGUGGGAGGAGGAAGCCGUCGUGGAGGGAGAGAGAGAACAACAGGAGGAGAGAGAGGAGGAGGAGAGCUGUAGCCGCCAACAUUUAUGCGGGCCUAAGGUCUCAGGGCAAUUACAACCUUCCCAAACACUGCGACAACAACGAGGUCUUGAAAGCUCUCUGUCUAGAAGCUGGUUGGACUGUCGAACCUGAUGGCACCACGUAUCGCAAGGGAUGUAAGCCACCUCAAGCUGAGAUUGGAGGCACUUCAACCAACAUAACCCCAUGCUCUUCCCAAAAACCUAGUCCACCAUCUUCAUCCUUUCCAAGCCCUAUUCCUUCUUACCAACCCAGUCCCUCAUCCUCUUCUUUCGCAAGCCCUUCCCGCUUUGAUGCCACAUCAUCAUCUCAUAUGUUUGCUUUUCUUCGGAAUUCCAUGCCAUCGUCUCUCCCUCCCAUCCGAAUCUCAAACAGUGCCCCUGUAACCCCACCUCUCUCAUCCCCAACCUCUAGACCUCCCAAACAAAAACCCAAUUGGGAAUUUCUUGCCAAAGAAUCUAUGGCCUCCUUGAAUAAUAAUUACCCAUUUUUUGCUGCUUCUGCCCCAGCUAGCCCAACUCGAUGUCAACGUAUUGCUCCAGCCACCAUACCUGAAUGCGAUGAGUCUGACACAUCCACCAUUGAUUCAGCCCAGUGGAUGAGCUUUCAAAAAUUUGCGCCAACUAUGGUCCCAACCUCCCCAACCUAUAAUCUUGUGAGACCUGUGGCUCAACGAGGUUCUCUAAUGGAUGCAAUGAUAGAGAAGGGGAAAGGCCAGGAAUUUGUGUUUGAAAGCGUCCCAGUGAAGCCAUGGGAAGGGGAGAAGAUACAUGAGGUGAGAUUGGAUGAUCUAGAGCUCACUCUUGGAAGUGGGAAAACUGGAAAUUAGGUUACUACUAAUCAAUGGCCUGAAUUGUGUGUGUAACUGGAACAGAAUUGGUGCUUCUUUCGCUGGUUUGAAACACAGCCAUUGUGUGGAAAUAUUAACCUUCCUUUCAGAGUUAGUUGCUGUUGUAAAAUGCAGCUCUUGAACCAAAUUUGGUUCUUGGGGGGAACUGCAUUUUCAUGUGCUCUUUUCCUUCUUUAGCCUUUUCCUUUCUUACAUGUAGAUAUUGUGAGUUUCUUUCCAUUGGGAUCAAGAUUUUUUUUUCCUCGUAUGUAGACUCUUUUGUGGGAAAACUCCCACAAAAUAAAAAUAUUUGAAGGUAGCUUGUCUUGAUGAUAGAUGCAUCUUUGUUGAAGGGCAAAGUCCUUGCUCC